Aspergillus pseudoviridinutans is the source of this 1410-nucleotide messenger RNA. Its product is annotated as pepsin-like aspartic protease. The record is from RefSeq and is a predicted model, not a curated record. Gene Ontology annotation, biological process: proteolysis. Bases 1 to 1410 code for a protein of 469 amino acids. NCBI's taxonomy places the organism in Eukaryota, Fungi, Ascomycota, Eurotiomycetes, Eurotiales, Aspergillaceae. The transcript is spliced from 3 exons. Gene Ontology annotation, molecular function: aspartic-type endopeptidase activity.
AUGAGGAAGGGACUCUUGUCCUUACUAUCUUUUGCCAUUGAGACAAGUAGUGUCGUUGCUCUUGGCAAAGGAGAUAGCCCGGCUGUUGUUGAGCUCCAAUUUAACCGGCAACGGAACGAUGACGUUCUCGAAACACAUCGCUCUCCGUCGAAGCGUACCUCGAUACUAUCUGAAGGGAUACUAAAUGAGGAUGCCAUGACGCUAUACACAGCCAAUGUCACCGUUGGCAGCUCAGAGCAAGAGAUCGCCGUGGUACUAGACACUGGAAGCAGCGACACGUGGUUCAACAUUCCCUCGUCGAACUUUUGCAAGAACAUGGCAAAUGACUGCGAACGGUAUGGGAUCUAUGACAAUAGCUCAUCCAGAACCUACACAUUCCUCAACCACGACUUCAACAUCACAUAUAAUGACGGGACGAAGGCGACGGGGGACUAUGUCAAGGAUACUAUUCAGUUUGGCGGAGUGAUGUUGAGUCAAUUCCAGUUUGGCGUAGCAGAGGAGAGCACCUCAAAUCAAGGAACAUUGGGUCUUGCAUUUCCUGCGCUUGAAGCUACUCGCACUGAGUAUUCCAACUUUCCCCAAGCCCUGGCGCAAGCUGGUCACAUCAAGUCAGCCACAUACAGUCUCUGGAUGGAGGAUGUAACCUCGCACAGUGGGACGAUUCUCUUUGGAGGCGUGAACACGGCAAAGUAUCUGGGACAGCUGCAGACAAUUCCCCUCCAGCCCGCUGGCGGCGUGUACACGUUCUUCCGUGUCAUAUUGACCGGGCUCGCUUUGCAACAGCGCGCGUCAAACGCAACCACGUAUCCAGAUACCGAGUUUCCACUUCUCGUCACCAUCGAUACAGGAGCAAGCGUGACUUAUCUACCCAAGUCGCUGACCACAAAGAUCUACUCCAGUCUGGGAGUCACACACAAUGCUGUGUACGAUGUCCCGGUACUACCGUGUUCCGUGAAAGACAGAAACAUUACUAUGACGUUUGACUUCUCCGGUAUCCGUAUCGAUGUCAAUAUCCACGAGCUCGUUUUGAACGGGAUCGACAUGGACGGAGACACUGUGAUGUGCGUGUUCGGCAUCUAUACAAGUACCAGUGGAAUCCCCAUACUGGGCGAUACUUUUCUCCGUAGCACGUAUGUCGUCUUUGAUUUAGCUAAUCGCGAAAUCUCGAUGGCCAACGCAAACUUCAAUCCCGGGGAGGAUGCCAUCCUCGAAAUCGGGACAGGCAAGGAUGCGGUGCCCGGUGCGACUCGGGUGCCGUCACCGGCUACCACGGCGGUGAAUAUGCCGACUGCAGUGCCUUUGACGGCGGGAAGAGAGGGAAAUCAUGGCAGUAUAGCGAUUAAUGUAGAGAUGGAUGUGAAGCUGCUUUUCGCUGGCUUGAUUGUCUCUCUUAUGUCCGCUCCUGUAUAG